Cornus florida is the source of this 2493-nucleotide messenger RNA. Its product is annotated as phenylalanine ammonia-lyase-like. NCBI's taxonomy places the organism in Eukaryota, Viridiplantae, Streptophyta, Magnoliopsida, Cornales, Cornaceae. Gene Ontology annotation, molecular function: ammonia-lyase activity. The coding region runs from base 103 to 2205 and encodes 700 amino acids. Gene Ontology annotation, cellular component: cytoplasm. Gene Ontology annotation, biological process: L-phenylalanine catabolic process. The transcript has a single exon. The record is from RefSeq and is a predicted model, not a curated record.
CCUCCACUUCCCUCUCUUAUUCAAAUCUUCCAUACCAACUUAACAACACUUGUGUACUCAUAAACCACCUCUCAAACUCUUCCCUCACCUUCAAUUCCUGCAAUGGCAACCACAGUUGAAAAAACCCCGAUUUGUGUGUCGAAAUUUUUUCAUGAUUCAGCCUCACCACACUGGUUAAAGGCUGCUGAGGCCCUUCAGUGUUCCCAUUUUGAUGAAGUACAACGCAUGUUGUCACAAUUCACUCAAGCCCAAACUGUUGACAUUCAGGGCACAACCCUCAGUGUUGCAGAGGUCACAGCCAUUGCGCGCCUUGGCCACGUCAAAGUUAACCUUGAUGAAGCCAUGGCUCGUGACCGUGUCACCAAAAGUGCCGACUGGGUUGCCCAUAACAUCUCAAUUGGGAAGGACAUAUAUGGUGUCACCACGGGAUUCGGUUCCACAUCCCAACGGCGCACCAACAAGACCUCUGACCUCCAAACAGAGCUCAUUCGGUUCCUCAAUGCCGGAGUGAUUGGGAAAGACAAUCUUCCCCAGAGUUACUCCAAGGCUGCCAUGCUUGUCCGAGCCAACACACUCAUGCAGGGUUAUUCCGGCAUCCGGUGGGAGAUUCUCGAAGCCAUGACCAAGCUUAUGAAUCAGAAUUUGAUCCCAAAACUCCCUCUAAGAGGGACUAUCACUGCUUCAGGUGAUCUCGUGCCAUUAUCUUACAUUGCAGGACUCUUAACCGGACGACAUAACUCGAAAGUGGUCACACCAGAAGGUGAAGAGAUCACAUCCAUGGAGGCUUUAAAAAGAGCUGGAAUAGCAGCCCCUUUCGAGCUACAAGCAAAGGAGGGUCUGGCUCUUGUCAAUGGCACCGCCGUUGGUUCAGCCGUGGCUGCAACGGUCUGUUUUGAUGCCAAUCUAUUGGCUCUGCUAGCUGAAAUUCUCUCUGCUAUGUUCUGUGAAGUGAUGCAUGGAAAGCCUGAGUUUGCGGACCCAUUGACGCAUGAGCUCAAACACCAUCCCGGCCAGAUUGAGGCGGCUUCUAUCAUGGAAUUCCUUCUUGAUGGAAGUGAUUACAUGAAAGAAGCAAGCAUCCGCCACGAGAAAGACCCCCUCACGAAGCCUAAACAAGACAGGUACGCCCUCAGAACAUCUCCACAAUGGUUGGGGCCACAAAUUGAAGUGAUUCGAAUGGCGACGCAUUCAAUUGAGAGGGAGAUCAAUUCAGUGAAUGAUAAUCCAUUGAUUGAUGUUGCUCGUGAUAUCGCUCUCCAUGGAGGCAACUUUCAAGGCACACCUAUUGGUGUUUCUAUGGACAAUCUAAGACUUGCCAUUGCAGCAAUUGGGAAGCUGAUGUUUGCUCAAUUUUCCGAACUUGUUUGUGACUACUACAACAAUGGGUUGCCUUCAAAUUUGAGUUGUGGUCCAAAUCAAAGCUUGGACUAUGGACUCAAAGGUGCAGAGAUAGCCAUGGCUGCAUAUUGCUCCGAGCUUCAGUACUUGGCAAACCCUGUCACAACACAUGUACAAAGUGCUGAGCAACACAAUCAGGAUGUGAAUUCUUUGGGCUUGAUCUCAGCUAGAAAAAGUGCUGAAGCUAUAGACAUCCUCAAGCUCAUGUCUGCAACUUUCAUGGUGGGGCUUUGUCAAGCAAUUGAUCUGAGACACCUAGAAGAAAACAUGAGGGAAUCUGUAAAACAAGCUCUCCAGCAAGCAGUGAGAAAGACCCUUUACACUGCUGAAGAUGGUUCGCUGCUCGAAUCGCGUUUCUGCGAAAAGGAGCUCCUGCAAGUUAUUGAGCACCAACCAGUCUUCACCUACCUUGAUGAUCCAGCAAACCCAUCUAAUGUGCUUUUGCCUCUACUCCGAGAAGUUCUUGUUAACAGAGCACUGAAAGAUUCAGAAGCCGAAGAAGUGGGUAAAAAUGGCGGGUUUUCGAUCUUCAAGAGGAUUCCAAUUUUUGUGCAGGAGUUGAAGGGCAGAUUGGGAGAGGCAGUGUCGAAAGGGAGAGAGAGAUUUGAGAAUGGUGAUUUCAUGGUAGAAAACAGAAUCAAGAAAUGUAGGACUUACCCAGUGUAUGGGUUUGUGAGGAGUGAAGUAGGGACUGAGCUUCUUAGUGGUGCAAAGAAAGUGAGUCCAGGUGAAGAUAUAGAGAAGGUUCAUGAAGCCAUCAGUGAAGGGAAAUUGGGUGGUGUUCUGAUGAAGUGUUUGGCAUUUUGAAAAGGGUCACAAAUAGUGACUAAUUAAGCAGUGUAAUGCUGAGUACUUUUGGGGCAUUAGGAGAGGGUUUUGCAACCCUUUAUAUUAUAGUGUAUUGGUUUUUGUUGCAUGUAGCUUUGAGCAAUAUAGAUUGUAUGUAAUUGCUGUUAUUUUUUAUUUAGUGUGUGUAGAUUUCAAUUUUUAUCCAAUAUUAAUUGAGUUUUAAUGCAAUAUGAAUGCUUUGCAUUUUUAGACUCAAAAUUUGAUUGGUGAAAGUGUCUAAUCUUAUGUUUGGGAGUACAAAAUUGG